UUGAGAAUACUUGGCAACCCGAGAGUCUCUUUGAACACGCGCGCGGGAAUGAUUAAAGCUGCAGUGAACAGAGAAUCUCAAAGAGAUUAAUCUAAAAAUAACUAAAAUAUGACGUUCUAAACAUUAUCAAUUAUUACCUUAGUCUAUUGUGAGAUUGUUAGCGAAUUAUCUGUUCCUCAUAUAACCCGCGUCUGGUUAUUUGAGAGUGUGAGAGAUUUGUAAACAAUGAAAUCCAGCAAGAGCACCAAAGCGAAACCUGCUGAAGAGGAGGAGUGUGGCAUAUGGCUCGACACAAAAGAGUUAAAAGAAAAGAAACAGCAGAAACAGCUGACCCGUCCGAUAUCCAGACUGCUGAAUCCUCUCGCGAGAUCUGGGUUCAGUGUGGCGGUGAACGUGAGCUUCACUCAGACCAAACUCAACAUGCCUGUCACGAGACAGAGCACCAUCUCAUCCUUCUUUUCCCCCAAAUCCAGAGAUCAGAACCGGAGCGCGGCUCACGCCGGAUCCAAACGGAAACACAGCAGGACUUCAGAGCCGUCUCCAGACUCGACCUGUCAAUCAUCUGAGGUGGAGCCGCAGGACUGGGACACAGACUGUGCAGGAUCGUCAGCAGAGCAGCGCUUCUUCCGUUUCAUAUGCGGAGAAUCCGAGGAAGAAGAACCGCCUGAAAAAAGGAGACAUGUUUCCCAUUACACAGACCAAAAUGUGUUCGAGACACAAGAAUACUGGAAUAAAGAAGCUGUGCAUGAGAAUCCAAAUCAAACAGUUCCUGAAACACAGGCUUUCUUUCACAGGGCGUCCCAGAAGACCUCCGAAGACACGGAUCAGAAAUCCACAGGCUCUGUCUUAACCUCCAGACCUGUCAAUCAAAACCACAGAAGAUCGAAUGCAGUUUCUGAGCGCAAAACGAAGGCGUCUCCCGUGAAACGGAUGGGAAAAGAGAACAGCUGGCCCGCAUCGUCUCCUUUUAAACACAGACUCAUUUCCAGUCCAGCUAAGAGCUGCAGGUUGAAGGAGAAAUACACACUUUCCCCCAAAAAGCUUGCGAGCGCAGAGACGGCUGGAGAAACUCUGGCUGCCUUGUUCACGCAGGACUCGGAGGGAUUCUGUGUGAUCGCUCACCGUGACCAGCAGCCGCUGAAAGACGAGGAUUACAGCAAUACUGUCGUGAAGGAGGAGGAGGAGGAGGAGGAGAUGCUUUUCACACAGGACUCAGAGGGAAACAUGGUCAUCAAGCAUUAAAAAACACAGGAUUUUAAUUUUUUAUUAUUAUUUUGAAGCUUUUUAAUUGAUGAAAACAUGAAAAUUUAAGUUACAAUAAAAGCAAAAAUCAUGCAAUGAUUCCUGUUGGCCAGCAGAUGGCAGAAUGCACCAUGCACGAAGCAUUUAUUUGAUGAAUUACAUUAAUAAACAUAUUUAAGUGAA
Messenger RNA from Megalobrama amblycephala (Wuchang bream), 1425 nucleotides. Its product is annotated as aurora kinase A and ninein-interacting protein. The record is from RefSeq and is a predicted model, not a curated record. Bases 226 to 1242 code for a protein of 338 amino acids. NCBI's taxonomy places the organism in Eukaryota, Metazoa, Chordata, Actinopteri, Cypriniformes, Xenocyprididae. The transcript is spliced from 3 exons. Gene Ontology annotation, cellular component: centrosome; spindle pole. Gene Ontology annotation, biological process: spindle organization.